CGACGUAAAAAACGCGGAGUCUCAUUCUGCCGCAGGGCACGCUACUCACUCCUAAGUCAUGGAGGUCUGUGAUAGAAGGCUGGAUGACGGCGCCGCCACCUUUCCCCAACUGUACAAUAGUUUGUCAGGUUACAGGGCAGGAAGCUCACCAUGCAACCCAGUACUUCUGCAACAGCCGUUGUCUCUCUUCGCCGGGGAACAACCUUUGACCAUAACAGGUGAUAUAGCUGAGGAGGAGAGAGAAGAAGAUGCGACCUACAGCUUCAAAAAGAAGUUAUACGAAAUAGAGCCGUCAGGUGAUCCCCAGCUGGAGGAACGUCGCCAACGUGCCUUAUAUGCCAAGCGAAAUCGAGACAUGAAAAAAAAAAUGCAGAUGAAACUACAGCAAGAGGUGUCAACACUCAGCACCGCCAAGGAACAGUACCGCACCGACCUGACACGCCUGUAUGACUUGACGCAGACUCAACAGCACAAGAUUGAGGAGUUGGAGCAGUGUCUCCUGGACAGUCACCAGCAACUGAGGGAAAAGGAAGAGCACAUCCGGAGGAACCGGGAGAGGAUGUCACACCUGAAGGGGCACUUGGACCUCAUCGCUGAGGGCCUCGAGGAGAACAACCUGUCCCGCCGGAUGCUGCUUAACCUGCUUUCCCAAAUCCACUGAUGUCUCUAUGUUACAAUACAUUGUUGUUGUUGUUUUCUAACCACAGCAGUAUUGGUAAUAGUGAGAGUAGUAAUAAGGAUUUUAUAUCACUAAUAUAUAUGGCGUUAGAUGAAUUCAAUUAUUAUUCUUUCAUUUGAUAAUUCCAUUGUCGUAGUACUGAUGCUACAAAACUCGUGCAAUUCAAGGUGAUGACAGUAGUCAAGCCUGACCCAGUGGCGUCCCUAAUUCUGAUCACUAGACCAUGUAGAUAUUAACAAACAAACAACAGAUUUGUAAACUCCCAGGCAAACUUGACUUAUUCCGUCAUGUUCUCUGUAUCUACAGACGUUCUUUCUUUCGCUGAACUUCCAAGUCAUUAACGGGAAUUUCACGGUGGGUCCAGCCAGGUGGGUAGGUAAGGGACUGGUGCACCCUCCCCCUAGACUAUACAAACCCAACAUGCACGGGACUCUAAUAAGCACGAGGCAGAACAUGAGCGUAGUUCAGGGAAGAAAAUUAUGAAAACAACACAUUCAUAACGCAUAAAGUAUUUCAGAACUUAACACAAAGUUAUGGUAGGGAUCAAUAAAUCUAAGACUUGGAA
Messenger RNA from Scylla paramamosain (green mud crab), 1244 nucleotides. RefSeq lists its product as uncharacterized. NCBI's taxonomy places the organism in Eukaryota, Metazoa, Arthropoda, Malacostraca, Decapoda, Portunidae. Bases 59 to 661 code for a protein of 200 amino acids. The record is from RefSeq and is a predicted model, not a curated record. The transcript is spliced from 3 exons.